This is a messenger RNA of Moneuplotes crassus, 1781 nucleotides long. Lineage: Eukaryota; Ciliophora; Spirotrichea; Euplotida; Euplotidae. The record is from the annotation of a GenBank genome assembly.
AUUUAGUAUAUAUAUGGAACAAGAAACCUCUCCUAAAGCAUCUACUGAGGAUCAGACGCCUGAUCCUCAAGCAAGAGCUCAGAAACAGAAGUUUCUUUUGGAAAAUAUAGUGAACCCAGGCUACAAGAAGGAGUUAUUUGCUGCUUAUAUAGCAGACAAGAGGGAAAAUGGAGGAGAUAUAGACAACUGGAGUCUAGAAGAACUUAAAGAAGUCGUGUAUGAUUUCCAGAAUUCAUAUGAAGUGUCCCUUAACUCUGAUGAGAACAAUGACUCUUAUGAAAUUGAUUAUCAUGAGUCGCCAGAACUUUUUGGAGAUGGAGCAAGUCAAAAUUGAGACUCUCAGAAUGUUAAUUCUGAGUUGAGUUAUACCAAUGAUAGUAAUUCUACAAAGCAUCCUGUUGAAGAAGAUCAAAAGAUAUCAACAGAAAUAUCCAAACAUCAAGAGGGAGGCGAGCAGAGAAUGAGAGCAUCAUCAAUGUGUGAUAUUGAAGAUACCACUAGAAUAUCAGACCUAACUGCAUUUAAUAAAGUUCCUGACCAUUCUAUAACUAUUACAGACGCAGUUCAUAAUUCAGGAGGCCUUUUCUCAUUUUCUUAUGUAGAAUACUACAUUGAAACCCAGCCAUUUGGGUGGAAUGUCAAAAGGAGAGAGCAAGAUUUUCAGAGAUUGAGAAAUUAUCUCUUAAAGAAGUUUCCUCAAUUUGUAAUUCCACCACUGAUCCAGAACAAACUCUUUGAAAUGCAGUCAGACAAGGAAACUAAGAAAGUGUACUUCCAGGAAUUCCUGAGAGAAGUUAGCUCGAAUCCAGAACUCUGAGCAUGUAAAUUCUUGGAAGAGUUUUUAUCUAUCACUGAUUAUGAGGGAUUCAAAGAAGUCCGAAGAUUACGAGAAAAGGAGCCUGCUCCAAAAUCCUUGAAGGAGUAUACUAACAUUAAAGGUAUUGCAAAGUUGACUAUCAAAUGUCAGAAUAUAAAAACCCUUGACCAUUACGAUAAGUUCUUUAUUAAUAAAUAUGAACAGAUCUUGAAGGACCUGAGGACUACUUCUAACCAGAUACAUAUGAAUGCACUUAAUUUAGCAGAUUCCAUUAAGAAAUUCACACUGAACCUUGAUACUUUAAGUGAACUGUUCCAAGACUGAGGCUUUACCAGCAAAGUCCAGUUUUAUGAGGACUUAAAGUCAGUAACCAAGACAUAUGAGGAAUCGGUUAUCCAACAAGCUGAGACUUUGGUAAAGGAGCUAGACCUCUCUCUCAACUUUCAAAUUUUGCAAGCCAACUCAUUCAGAGAGUUCCAUAAACAUAAAGAAGAAGUGGACUACGAGCUGCAUAAAUUUGGUAAUGAUUUACUGUAUAAAAAGGAUCAACUAUGGAACAGCAGGGAAAAGCCAGACACUCAUAAAAAGUGGAAACUUAAUAAGAAAGAUCUUGAUAAUAUCAGUAAGUUGCUAGAGAAUGAGGCUUUGGCUAGGACUAAGAUGCUGCCUAAGGAAACACACUUCUACUGGGAUAAAAGUAACCAAUUUAAGCAUCUCCAACACAGAUCUUUAAAGGAAAUUGAAAGGUGUAAUGACGUACUUGGUAGCAAGCUCCAGAAGUUAUUUAAUAAGAUUUCAGCUGAACAACUUAAAAUUGUAAAUAAGCUGCAUGUCAGCUGGGGUGACUAUCUCGGAGAAUACAUAGACACAGAAGUCUCUUCAUACAAUAAUACACCUUGCAAGGAGGAGGCCAAAGAGGGAGAGGAUUCUGAGAAUGAAGAAUUAGAUAAUAUCAAUAAUUAAU